AUGAAUGUGUAAGGCCACAUGCGUCAAUACAUUGGAAAUAGAAGGAGUUGGACGUAUAAAUUUGGAUUUUUUGGUAUUUAGACAUGUGUGGAUGCAAAAAAGCUUGCAUGGUUUACAACUUCAAAGCCUAAACCCUACUGCAUAUAUAGAUAUGUCUCCCAUUAUUUUCAUAUAUUAAAAAUUAUUUUAUGUCAAUAUCACUCCAUAAUUUAUACUUCAAAAUUUGCAAGACCUCGUGUGUUCCUUUUUCCAUCUUUCAUAAAUACUAAUAUUCUCUUGUUGAAUAGAGCAUCAUCAAUCAGCAUUUAAUUUGUUAGUUGAAUGAUGCAGUCGAGAGAUGAGAUGAGAGAUGAGUCAUCAUCAGGUCUCGUCCUCACCACUGACCCUAAGCCUCGCCUUCGCUGGACCACUGAGCUUCAUGAACGCUUCGUUGACGCCGUCACUCACCUUGGAGGCCCUGACAAGGCUACACCAAAGACGAUAAUGAGAGUAAUGGGUGUGAAGGGUCUCACGCUUUAUCAUCUCAAGAGCCAUCUCCAGAAGUUCAGACUUGGAAAGCAGCCUCACAAGGAGCAUAGUCAAAAUCACUCCAUUAGUAUUAGAGACACAAAUAGAGCUUCCAUGUUGGAUCUUCGAAGGAAUGGUGUAUUCACGACUAAUCCGCUGAUCAUUGGUCGCAAUAUGAACGAGAUGCAAAUGGAGGUGCAAAGAAGGAUAGAGGAAGAAGUAGAAAUAGAAAGACAGGUGAAUCAAAGGAUAGAAGCACAAGGGAAAUACAUGGAGAGCAUAUUAGAAAAAGCAUGUGAAACCCAAGAAGCAAGCCUCACUAAAGACUACUCUACUCUCUUUUUCGACCGCACCAAUAUUUGUAACAACACAUCGUCCAUCCCAAUCCCAUGGUUCGAGGAUCAUUUUCCUUCCUCUUCCUCCAUGGACUCUGCGUUGAUUCUCCCUGACAUCAAUUCCAAUUUCUCCCUGCAAGAUUCUUGGAGUUCGAUCACAAAGGGUCGUACGGUUUGUCUCGGUUAGAGAAGACAUAUAUAGAUCUAGCUAUUUGACUCUUUGUACUCUAGUUUCUAAUGCGCACUUUGGUGUAUAAAUUGCACAAAUUUACUUGUAAUAACUACUGCCAAACAUGAAGUCUCCGUUAUUCCCUUGGUAUUUAAAUGCAGUGAUGUGCAACGUGUGGUGAA
Molecule: messenger RNA, 1193 nt
Organism: Arabidopsis lyrata subsp. lyrata
Lineage: Eukaryota; Viridiplantae; Streptophyta; Magnoliopsida; Brassicales; Brassicaceae
Product: myb family transcription factor PHL12
Exons: 5
Coding region: 322-1029 (235 amino acids)
Molecular function (GO): DNA binding; DNA-binding transcription factor activity
Source: RefSeq, a predicted model, not a curated record